This is a messenger RNA of Cyanidioschyzon merolae strain 10D, 2322 nucleotides long. Its product is annotated as casein kinase-related protein. Gene Ontology annotation, molecular function: protein serine/threonine kinase activity; ATP binding. Gene Ontology annotation, biological process: peptidyl-serine phosphorylation; signal transduction. The transcript has a single exon. The record is from RefSeq and is a predicted model, not a curated record. Bases 1 to 2322 code for a protein of 773 amino acids. NCBI's taxonomy places the organism in Eukaryota, Rhodophyta, Bangiophyceae, Cyanidiales, Cyanidiaceae. Gene Ontology annotation, cellular component: nucleus; cytoplasm.
AUGCGGGGCCCAGUGGGAGGGCGCACAGCCGCUGUCGAGCCAGCGGUCGGUGCGACACCCGCAGCGAGUGCGUCGGAGCCGAAGGAUCCAGUUCCAACGGUGGUGGGGCAGUCGUGCCCUUGCACUGGCGGCAAAGGUUUCAUCGUGGAAAAGGACGUUUUUCUUGGCUCUGGCCACUUUGGCGACGUUUACAAGGGCCGCAACGCGCUUACAGGCGAGCCAGUAGCGGUGAAACUGGAGUAUCGCUCCCGAACGAUUGCGUAUCGCGAGUGGGAGGUUCUGAUGCGGAUGCAGGGACUCGGCGCUCCCACUGUCUACUACACUGGACAUGUCGGGCGAUAUUUUGUCUGUGUUAUGCAGCUGUUGGGACCUACGCUCCAGAAGGCCCUUGAAUCUCGAGUUUCGCGACGAUUUACCUGGCCACAAGUGUCUCAGAUCGCGCUCAAGUGUUUGGCGUUGAUCAAGCGAGUCCACGACAUCGGUUAUGUUCACGGGGAUGUGAAGCCCGAGAAUUUCCUCCUCGAAUACCGCGAACCGAAAAACCAGACGUCAAGUCGCCAGAAUACGGGGGGGUCGUGCGUGGACCCCUUGGCGCUACUAGAGGUGAAUAUAGACGCACGCGAUGCCUCCGGGACGGGCGCCAAUGGAACGACAUCCGUGAGUGACCCAAAGUACGCUCGCGUGACGCCGGCGAAAAUCGACGUCAACGUGCCUCUCUAUAUUAUUGACAUGGGCCUCGCCACCCGUUGGCGCGAGGAUGACGCCACGGGCAAGCACGUCCCAUACGGUCAACGUAUUGAUCACUUUAGCGGCACGGUGCGGUACGCGUCGGUGAACGCGCACCUCGGCCGCCACCUGUCUCGGAGAGACGAUCUGGAAUCACUCGCUUACAUGCUGAUUUAUCUGUUGAAAGGGCAGCUCCCGUGGCAAGGUUUUGUCGGCGACGACAAGAAUAUGCAAGUCUGCGAAAGCAAGGGACGCAUGCUAGUUAAUGACAUCUGUCGAGCAGUGCCGGAUGAGUUGCGCUACUUUUUGGCCUACGUGCGGCAGCUGAAAUUCGCUGAACAGCCAGACUACGAGUACAUGGCACGGAUUUUGGAUUGCAAGCAGGGAAUCGUUUGGAUUCAUCAGCAAAUGCGCCUCAUGGCCGAGGGAGUGCCGCUUGUCCCCCCGUAUCAGGCACGUACCCCUGCCGCCGAGACUGUUGAUGUCGAUAGUGCCGCACCGAGUGCGAAUAUCAUCAACUUGGCCAGCGAUGUCUCGCAGAACAGCGCAGGAGCAGCAGAAGUUCUUCUUGUGGAGUCGUCAGUGCCGGGCACGGUCGGUGGUAAGCGGCGGAAUGGUAUGUCAGGGCAAGCAUCUGCCCAGGCACCAAAGCGAGCGCGAACGCCGGGUGCGGCGGCCGAGCUGCAGAACACGGCGCAAGCGGUCUCGCGAGCGAGCUCCACAGAGCCGGACGUGGGCAUUCGUGGUGGCGCGCUCGCUGAACAUGCGCUAUCCUUGGCGCUCCAGGACGUGGGCAUGCGACGAGGACGCUUUGAAAUUAUUGCACCACGAACGACGAAAACACAUCAGUGGGUAAUCAUAAGCACCUCAGCGAACAACGCCUCGUCAUGUGCCCCAGCGAGCCAGGUGUACACGAGUCAUACCUCGUACAAGAAUCUGGUGCGCGAGGUGGAGCGCAAAUGGGCUCAGGGCAUGCGCAUCAGCGUGUUGUGCUUCGACGGCGGGAUGUGGACCAGCGUCCUCAACGCCAGAGAUCCCGUGCUGGUGGAGCAAGCCAUGCACUAUUGCCCCGGCAAUGAAGUGCCUCGAGAUUGGAUUCGCAGCAAAUGGGACGAGGGCUUCUACAUCACUGCUUGCUCAGCGAAUCACACAAGUUGGGGGAUUGUCGCAUCGACCAUGAAUCGCAACAAACGCUACAAGCAACAGAGCUAUAUCGUGAGCUCGACCUUCCCGGCCAAGUGGUGUGCCGACAAGUGGACGAACGGCUAUGCCAUCACCAGCCUCUGUGUCCAGGGGCCGCCCUCUGCCGAGCAGUGGCUCGUCGUCAUGAGCCGAGGCACAGCGUUCAAGGAGCAGGUGGUCGAACUCGAAUUUGGGUAUCCCAGUGAGAGCAUUCAUCACCGCUGGGACGAGGGCUACAUGCUGACGGCAGUUGCUUGCGGAUCAGAUAUAUCGGCCUAUGUGAUGAGUCGUGGACACGCGUCUGGUGAAGAGCAACGCUGCACGCGCACGAGUCAUGGGCCCUUGUGCAAGAUUCGCGAGGACUGGAGCGACGGACUGUUCAUCACGGCGACGGCCUUUGGCCGUAUCACUUGA